GUGAGAGCCAAUCACAUGAGAGCAUCGGAGGCUUAUGUCGAGGCAUGUUCAGGCUGUACACGUGCUGCUAUGUUAGAAGAAAUGACUUCAAGACAAGUUGCCUCAGUUGGCGAUGGCGGAGCGGUCAAAUAGAACCAAAGGCAGCUCACGGGGGCUUCUCAACAACUACAGGUGUUUGUGUAAGAGAUCCACGAUGCUUCGCUCCUUGGAGAGCGCAAGAGCUACAAGGAAACAUCAGCAGAAGAUAAUCAUCAGCAACAUGAAGAGGAAAACGACGAACAACCUCACUGAACCACCGGACGUUAAUAAACUGGUCAAAAAAACAAAAUCGAGCGCCACAGAAGAACACGCUCACAGCACUCUGACCUCUGAAAACAGGACGAGAGAUGUUUCUAACCCUGGACUUUCUGAGCCUAAAGCUUCGGACCAGAACAGUUUAGUCUCGGCCCUCAGAGACCGCUGGGAGGUGGACAGUGGUUUCUCCUCGGAGGCGAGUCCUCCGGCUAGCGGGCGGAGUUCACCGUGCCUCAGCUCGUGCUCCACCACAGUGGUGGCGUUGGACUGCGAGAUGGUGGGGACGGGGCCUGGAGGACGCUGCAGUGAGUUAGCCCGCUGCAGCAUCCUGGACUAUCGUGGUAACAUAUUAUAUGAUAAAUAUGUCCGACCCAGUCAGCCCGUUACAGACUACAGGACUCGCUGGAGCGGCAUCAGAAGGCAUCACUUGUGCAAUGCUACAGCCUUCGCUCAGGCCAGGGAGGAGAUCCUCAGGAUACUUGAAGGCAAAGUGGUCGUUGGCCACUCUAUUUACAACGACUUUGAGGCGUUGGACAUGAUCCAUCCUCCUCACAUGGUCAGAGACACCAUCACCACAAGGCUCCUCAGCAAGUUGGCUGGUUUCCCUCGGCAACGCUGCGCCUCCCUGAAAAUCUUGGCCAAUAAGCUGCUGAGCAGGAAAAUACAGGUGGGGAGGUGGGGCCACUGCUCGGUGGAGGAUGCUCAAGCCGCCCUAGAUCUCUACAAGCUGGUGGAGGGAGAGUGGGAGCAGGAGCUGCAGAACAGACUUCACAACGAUGACGAUGCUCAACAAGCGUCGAGCUCAAACCACUACAUGCAGGACGAGUACUGGCCAGACGAUGUCGUAGCUGAGAGCAAAUGAAAGGACAGUAUGGCGGUACCUCAACAGAUUCCUUAAUACAAGGAAGUACAGAAAAGUAUGAAUAAUGUGAAUGCACAACAUACAGACAGGCUGGAGUUAAACACACAUCCACAUCCAGGCUGGACUUAAAUUACAGUUAUGUAAAAAAUUAAUAUUAAGAGAAUCAAAUCUGGGAGUUGUGAUAAAACUGUCGUCUCAUGAAAAUAUGUUUUCUUUAAUUUUGGGGAAGUGACUGUACUGAUGGAGACACUUGUUAACUUAUUAUUUCUAAACAGUGUGGGAGCUAGUAUCAGCAUUUUCACUGCCGUGGAACAGAGUUUGUCCUGCAGAGUUCUCGGUUUCAGCGCACUUAUGUUAAAGCGUGAAGCGUUGGCUUCAUGCUCUGCAAAGUUUGGACGGUUGUUGCUCUUACCUGAAAGGAAAACAAACACUGAUCAAUGGACAGAGAUGCAGCUGUUUUUAGAAAAGAACUGUAUAUUUUAUGUUUGUCCAUUUAACAUGAAACUGCCAAAAGAUAGAUUCUUGGAGCAGCGUCUAAAAAUGUGGAACAAAUUACACAAACAAAAAGAGAUGCAUGGAGUGCUGCGGUGUUGUUGAAAUGUGUUUUUUUUUUUUAAUAGUUGAAAAGAAAGUAUCCCUCUGGUGCUCUUCAGUGCGGGGAUCCAACUUACAAGCUUUUGACUGUGCCUCAGACCUCUUCAGUGGAACAAUUUCCAGUUUUACUCACUUCUGGUUGUAAAAGAAAGUAAACUUUAGUUUAAACUGCUGCAUUUUCAUGUCAACUAAAAGUUACCUCCAUGUUUAAGUGGCCUUAAGUGUUUUUUAUAAAUCAACCACGGUAUGUUUAACUGUAAUGGUCAUUUAUAUCAUUACCUCUUAUUGUAAGCUGCUCUUAAAUGUCCUAAUAAAAUGGCCUGUUAUAUUUAAACUUG
This is a messenger RNA of Labrus bergylta (ballan wrasse), 2088 nucleotides long. It is a transcript of the gene isg20, whose product is annotated as interferon stimulated exonuclease gene. Gene Ontology annotation, cellular component: nucleus. Gene Ontology annotation, molecular function: nucleic acid binding; 3'-5'-RNA exonuclease activity. The record is from RefSeq and is a predicted model, not a curated record. NCBI's taxonomy places the organism in Eukaryota, Metazoa, Chordata, Actinopteri, Labriformes, Labridae.